This is a messenger RNA of Cladophialophora psammophila CBS 110553, 2646 nucleotides long. RefSeq names its product glutamyl aminopeptidase. The record is from RefSeq and is a predicted model, not a curated record. Gene Ontology annotation, biological process: proteolysis; peptide catabolic process. NCBI's taxonomy places the organism in Eukaryota, Fungi, Ascomycota, Eurotiomycetes, Chaetothyriales, Herpotrichiellaceae. The transcript is spliced from 2 exons. Gene Ontology annotation, cellular component: cytoplasm. Gene Ontology annotation, molecular function: peptide binding; zinc ion binding; metalloaminopeptidase activity. The coding region runs from base 1 to 2646 and encodes 881 amino acids.
AUGGCGCCUCCCACUGACCGAGAUAUCCUGCCGGAUACCAUAAAACCUCUCAACUAUGACUUGUCCCUCUACAAUCUGGAGUUUGGUGGGAACUGGAGCUACGACGGUACCGUUAAGGUCGACUCAAAGGUCAAGCAAGAAACGCAGGAGCUGGUCCUCAACGUGAAAGAGCUGGAAAUCAAAAGCGCAGAAGUGCUGAGCAAAGAUGGUGGCUCUACAAUCACGUCAAUGGCCGACGUUUCCUAUGACAAGAAGACCGAAAGAGCAACCAUCAAGUUCUCAGGCAAAGUCCCAUCUGGUGACGCUGUUUUUGCCAUCGGGUUCAAGGGGACAAUGAAUAAUGCUAUGGAAGGCUUUUAUCGCUCCAAAUACAAGCCUGCUGUCACUCCAUCCGCGGGAGCCCCAAAAGACGGAGAGCACCACUACAUGUUCAGCACCCAAUUCGAAGCUUGUGCUGCCAGGAGGGCCUUCCCUUGCUUUGACGAACCAAAUCUGAAAGCAUCUUUCGAGUUCGAGGUUGAGAUCCCAGAGGAUCUGGUCGCCCUGAGUAAUAUGCCCGAGAAAUCGACAAGCAAGGGGAGCAAGGACGGUCUGAAAAAGGUAUCAUUUGAAAAGACACCAGCCAUGAGCACAUACCUAGCUGCAUGGGCCAUUGGUGAUUUUGAAUACGUCGAAGGUUUCACGGAACGCAAGUACAACGGCAAGCCGUUGCCCGUCAGAGUCUACACGACUCGCGGGCUUAAAGAGCAAGGUCGUUUUGCCAUGGAACACGCCCACAAGACCCUUGACUAUUUCUCAGACGUUUUCGGGAUUGAAUAUCCCCUUCCCAAAUCGGAUCUGCUGGCGGUUCAUGAAUUCGCCAUGGGCGCCAUGGAAAAUUGGGGCUUGGUCACUUAUCGAACCACGGCGGUCCUGUAUGAUGAAGAGAAGUCCGAUGCUCGUUUCAAGAAUAGAGUUGCCUAUGUUGUUGCUCACGAGUUGGCACAUCAGUGGUUCGGCAACCUGGUCACUAUGGAUUGGUGGAAUGAGUUGUGGCUGAAUGAAGGUUUCGCCACCUGGGUCGGCUGGCUAGCCGUCGACCAUCUGCAUCCGGAGUGGAAAGUCUGGAGUCAGUUUGUGGCUGAAGCUGUUCAAACAGCUCUCGAACUCGACUCGCUACGUGCUUCCCACCCUAUCGAAGUCCCAGUCCGCAAUGCUCUCGAGGUUGAUCAAAUUUUCGACCACAUUUCGUAUCUCAAGGGCAGCUCUGUCAUCAGAAUGUUAAGCAACUAUCUCGGACAAGAUAUCUUCCUGAAAGGAGUGGGUGAUUAUCUCAAGACCCAUGCUUACGGAAACGCCAAAACCAAUGAUCUCUGGGCGGCCCUUAGCGCAGCCUCUGGCCAGGAUGUUCAAACAUUUAUGGAUCCCUGGAUUCGUAAGAUCGGGUUUCCGGUGAUCACAAUAGCGGAAGAGCCUGGUCAAAUAUCCAUUCGCCAAUCAAGAUUCCUCACCACCGGAGAUGUGAAGGCCGAGGAAGACGAAACUAUGUGGUGGAUUCCGGUUGGUCUCAAGACCGGCACCCCUGUCAAAAUCGUUCACAGCGCCUUGACCCAGAAGCAGGACACUGUUCGAGAUGUAGAUGAUGCCUUUUACAAAAUCAACGCUGAUCAGAGCGGCUUCUAUCGCACGAACUACCCACCUCAGCGACUGAUGAAGCUUGGUGAAGCUCAUGAGCAGCUUUCCAUCGAAGAUAAGAUUGGCCUGAUGGGUGAUGCUACUGCCUUGGCGAUGGCUGGAAAUGGUACAACAGCCGCUCUUCUGUCUCUCCUAGAAGGCUUCAAGGUCGAAAAGAGCUUCUUGGUGUGGCAACAGAUCGCCGGCUCAUUAUCAAAAGUGCGACAAGUCUUUGCGUCGAACAAGGAAAUCUCUGCAGCAUUGAAGAAAUUCACCCUCAAACUCGUAUCCCCUGCUGCAGAGGCAAUAGGUUGGAACUACCCUGAGGGUGAAGACUACCUGACUGGUCAAUCCAGAAAACUCCUCCUUAGCACCGCUGCCGGCGCCGGCCACCAAGGAAUCAUUUCCGAGGGGCAGAAGAAAUUCGCAGCAUGGAAAUCUGGCGAUGAGAAAGCCAUCCACCAAAACCUUCGAGGCGUGAUAUUCAACUUGGCAGUCGCGAAUGGCGGGCAAGAAGAGUAUGACACCGUCAAACAAGAGUUCAUAAAGACCACCAGUGUUGAUGGAAAGGAGAUCUGCAUUCAAGCACUGGGCCGCUCGAAGAACUCGGAUCAUGCAUGGGACUUGCUAGAAUUUGUCACCUCCGAGGAGGUCCCUCCACAAGACGCACAUGGAGGUAUCAUCGCUGUGUCAAACAAUAACGAGACCCGGAACGUGGCUUGGGAGUAUACCAAGCAAAACUGGCCCCGGGUGUUCAAGCGAUUGGGGGUCACUAGUGUGGUUAUUGACAGAUGGAUAAAAUCAGGCCUGCCCAAGUAUUCGGAUCUCAAGGUGAGAGAUGAAAUUGACCAAUUCUUCAAGGACAAGGAGACUGGGCAAUUCAGCAGAAGUCUGGUCAUCGUGUAUGAUACAAUUACGGGGAAUGCACGAUAUAAGGAGCGCGACGAGGCGGAGUUGUUAGAGUGGUUGAAGGCUCACGGGUAUGCCUCGUAG